CCUCCCACCUCCACACAAACACACGAUCCCAGCUAGGCUUUUUCCCUCCUAGAUUGUGUGUAAAUAUGCUAACUGUACCUCUUCGUUUCUCAUAAAGAAAUGUGAGGUCUUAUCGUUUUUACUAGCGUCUGAUGAUUGAGCCAACUUGUCUCUAGUCACCAGUUUCUUCCUGCAUCACGAGCAAAGCAAGCUGAAAGACACUGAAAAUACUUCUCACAGCAGUCGGGACAUUUAUCAGGCCCUGGAGUUUCACCAGCUUUUUCUGCAAGCAUCGACAAUGUCAACACUUCACAGAAGGAGCACCAAGAUCAACAAAUGAACACCAAGCUGCAUAUGUUUCCUCGGACAUCAAGAGUAAAACUGUCAACCGUUGGAAAAUAAAGCUUUUACUGGGCUUUAUGUCUGCUUUCAGGAGCAUGAGAUCUUCCGCAGAAUUACAUCCGUCAAUGUCUGCGGAUUCCCGUGACCAGAUUGUCUCGCAACGAGAGACGGAGUCCAGCCAUGAAGAACCAAAAGCAGUUUGGCCUAAUAAGACACAGGAGAAACCAAAGUCUGUUCAGAUUAAAGAGGAAGACAAGGAACUGUACAUCCAUCCAGAUGACCAGCAGCUAGAGAUGAAGCAAGAGACUGAGACCUCUGUGGAAAAUUCUUCAGAAGAGGAAACGGACGACAGCGAUCAGGACCAAAGUGGGAAUGAACUCCUCUCUCAGAGUCCGGUUAAAGCUGAGAACCAGGAUCCGGAAGUCUGCGGUAAAAGUUUGCUGCACUGCUGUGACAUCUGCGGGAAAGAGUUCAGAAAAAAAAAUCAUUUGACCGAUCAUAAGAGAACUCACACAGGUGAGAAACCCUUCCUGUGUGGGGUCUGUGGCAAAUGCUUUGGCCGAAAGUACGGCCUGAACAGCCACAUGAGAACUCACACGGGGGAGAAGUCGUAUUCCUGCGACGCGUGCGGUAAAGCCUUCAGCGACAACGGUCAGCUCAACACUCACGUGAGAACUCACACAGGCGAGAGGCCGUAUUCCUGCGAAUUCUGCAGUAAAAGUUUCAGUCAGAACGGCCAUCUGAAGGAUCACAUGAGAAUCCACAUAGGAAAGAAGCCUUUCCGGUGCAGGCUCUGCGGCAAAACCUUCAUGAGAAAAAACUGUCUGAAGUGUCACAUGGUCACGCACACUGGCGAGAAACCCCACAGGUGCGAGCUGUGCGGCAAAUCUUAUGGCGUUCGCGCCAAUUUGACGGCUCACAUGAAGACGCACACGGGCAACAGGCCUUUCACGUGUCUAACCUGCAAGAGAAGUUUCAUUACGAAGUCUGCCUUGAAUUGCCACAUGAGCACCCACUCGGGUGAGAAGCCUUUUUCAUGUCCGACCUGCGGGAAGAGUUUCAGAGAGAAAACCUUCAUGACGGUCCACAUGAAAACCCACACAGAGGAGAAGCCUUUCUUGUGUCCCAUGUGUGGGAAAAGAUUCAGUCAAAGAAGGUAUUUGACCAAACACAAACGGGGUCACACAGACGACAAGCCGUACACCUGCGAGGUGUGCGCCAAAGGCUUUUGCCAGAGCUGUGAUUUGAGGUCUCACAUGAGAACUCACACCGGGGAGAAGCCUUUCCCAUGUCUCACCUGUGGAAAACGUUUUGGUAAAAAGAGUAAUUUAAAUAUCCACAUGAGAACUCACACAGGUGAGAGGCCCUUUCCAUGUCUGACAUGUGGAAAAUGUUUUCGAGAAAGAACGUCUUUGAACAGACACAUGGAAACUCAACACCCCUGAGAAAGAGGUAGUUUGAGUUCUAUAUCUCUGUUGAGUUUAGCUUGAUAUUAAUAAAUCUCAGUCCAGGUUUAAAAAGUUUUUUGUAGGAGGACAAACUCUGACUAAAACCAGUGCUUUCCCCAGAUAUAAAUGUCACCAGAAAUGGCUUCACCUUGGUCAAAGAAUAUCAUCAAAAUGCUUUUUUUCAGUCAUUUAAUUUAAAAAGGAACUGUAUUAAUUAUAUAGAUUAACUCAGAUUGAUUUAUUUCAAGAGUUUUUAUUGUGUUUUUGAUGAUCAUGGCUGACAGCUAAUGCAAACCCAAAUUACCUCAGCAUUAGAUUAUUACGCAAGACCAACAAAAAAAAGAUCUUUGAGACAAAUGUUGGUUUGCUAAACUGCACAGUGUAAAUAUUUGAUUGUGGCUCGUUUUGCAUGGUUUACUACAUCAUCCUGUGUGUUAUGGAGGCAAUGAUCUUGCGGUUCUGCUGAGGUGUAAAUGAAGCCCAGGUUGCUUUAAAAGCUGCUCUCAGUUUGGUAGAUGCCCAUUACUUUCUUCUUAUAAUUACUCUCCAUGACCUUUAGAUAGGGCCUGUUUUCUGUCUAAUCAAGCUGGCAUUGGCAGUGAAAGCAUGAACCAAGUCUUGAAAAAUUAAAUCAGCCUCUUCAUGAAGCUAGUCUGCUCUUUCUGCUCCUUUUUGUACCAUGUUUUUUUCUUCCACUUAAUUUUCCAUUACAAUUUCUGGAUACAUCGUUCUGUGAGUAGCCAGCUUCUUUAGCAUUUACCUUUUGUUUCUUAACCCCUUUGUGCAGCACUGUCCUUGAGAGGCAGCUGGAAAUUUGUAAAGUAAGAAGUCUUUCCCUUUAUUGUUUGAGUCAUAACCAUGUUUAAAAACUGCUUUUUCAAGUGGUUUAUGUAAUAUGCUAAUGUAAGCCAUAAGCGCAUUAAAGAAUCACAGAAAAGAAAGCUUGAAAUAGAUCAAUCUGAGUUUAAUGGAUCAAGUUUUACUCUUUAAGUUCUAUUACUGAAAUAAAGUUUUUGAUAAUGUUCAAAUUUGUUUCAAAUCUCCUGUAUAAAUGUGUUGUAUGAAUUGUUCUCUGCAUGUUCUGGCAAUAUUUAUGUUUUGCCUUCAAAUAAAGGAGCAGCAUAUUUUGCAAAUAUUUUGGAUAAAGAGAACAGGUGGAAAAUGUCA
Gambusia affinis (western mosquitofish) is the source of this 2936-nucleotide messenger RNA. RefSeq names its product gastrula zinc finger protein XlCGF57.1-like. NCBI's taxonomy places the organism in Eukaryota, Metazoa, Chordata, Actinopteri, Cyprinodontiformes, Poeciliidae. Gene Ontology annotation, cellular component: nucleus. The transcript has 4 exons. Bases 399 to 1766 code for a protein of 455 amino acids. The record is from RefSeq and is a predicted model, not a curated record.